CGGAGCUGUAAAAGGCGGCGAGCAAGGCUGAAGUCUUCACUUAGCACAUCUGCCUCUGGGCCAGCGGCUGGAGCCAGAAACACGGCGAACCGAUCCGGGACGGGUCCCUCUUUACAGGACGAAUGAUAUCCUUCGGACGGAAGACGCCACGUUGGAAAAACUGAGCUUUAACCUGCAGAUGAAAGGAAAAGAAAUGCUUUGCCUACGUGACUCUGGCGACUGCUUACGGGAGCAGACGCAGUACAUGAUGAGGUCACUGCAAGACCUGAAACAACUGCGGAGGACCUGCCCAGCAGCCAGGAAACCCCUCGCUCCCAUCAAUACCCAGUCUCCGGCAUUAGCUUUGCAUUCUGCACUGGCGCAUGCUUGUCAGCAGCGAGCAUUGCAACGAGAACAGCGCAUACGGCUGCGGAUGUCUGACGCCAGCACAGCCAGUUCCUGUGACUCCACCUGCUUCCUGGAAAGUCCUCUGGAGGAGGAGGAGGAGGGUGACGACUCAGGCACUCAGCUGGGCCUGAGCUUCAGACUAAGUCUGGGCUCUCCCUGCAGUCAGAAGAGUCUGGAGUUUGAUUCAGGUUACUCUGAAGGAUCGUGGCAGGAUGAAGGCGUUGUUCUCAGGAGGACAAGGAAUGUGCGGGUGUCUUCGUCGGCCUGCCUCCGCACAAACAGAGCACCAAGUGGACGUAUCCGGCCUAAAUCCACAUCUGACGCCUGUCUAGAGAGGUGGACAUCGUUUGAAGUCAGUGACCCAGAGGACUGGACAAACUCGUUGUUGACCAGGGGACGCAACCGUCACCCACUGGUUCUGGGAGACAACAGCUUUGCAGACCUCAUACAGAACUGGAUGGACUUGCCAGAUUGCCCUGAGCCCACAGAGCUGAAGACGGUUUCAAGACAUCGACUUGGAAGAGGUUUCUUUGUCAACAUGAGAAAGAAACUAGCUGGGUUUUCUAAGAGCGUGGAGGACAGAGUGAGGAUGCGAUCCACAGACUCAGCUCAUGUUAACAGAACUGCAAAUGCUCCAAAACGUCUGUCCUGUCCAGCUGUGGCAUCACAGGCCAAAGUCCCCUUUUUCCACCAGUCCCACUCAGGCAUCAAUGAGCUGGACACAGACUUUUACAACUUUGCAGCCCUCUUGAAAUCAGGCAGCCGAAAGCCCAUAAUCUGCAAAGAUAUCAUUGGCUACAUCUGACGUGUUUGUUUUUAUGUAAAGACUCAGAGUCACUUUAUUUUCAAAUGAAUGUGUUGUUUUUUUUCACUUUUUUAUAUGCUGUGAUUUAGAAAUAAAACUUGUCACAACUCUA
This is a messenger RNA of Monopterus albus (swamp eel), 1304 nucleotides long. RefSeq names its product PAK4-inhibitor inka1-like. The coding region runs from base 179 to 1192 and encodes 337 amino acids. Gene Ontology annotation, cellular component: nucleus. The transcript has 3 exons. The record is from RefSeq and is a predicted model, not a curated record. NCBI's taxonomy places the organism in Eukaryota, Metazoa, Chordata, Actinopteri, Synbranchiformes, Synbranchidae. Gene Ontology annotation, molecular function: protein kinase binding; protein serine/threonine kinase inhibitor activity.